This is a messenger RNA of Oenanthe melanoleuca, 868 nucleotides long. RefSeq lists its product as uncharacterized. The transcript has 8 exons. The coding region runs from base 1 to 774 and encodes 257 amino acids. Lineage: Eukaryota; Metazoa; Chordata; Aves; Passeriformes; Muscicapidae. The record is from RefSeq and is a predicted model, not a curated record.
AUGCCUAUGCUGCUACAUCCAGAUUUCCUGGCUGCCACCGCGCUGCUGGGCACGGGAACCAUCGCGCUGCUGCCGGCCCCGCUCUCCGUGCCCGCCUACGCCGCCUGUCCCUACGGGCGGAUGCUGACCACGACCGCCUACGCCGUCUCGUUCCUCAUGGUCCUGGUUUACGCCUACGAGUCGCACCGCACCGUCCUCGGGGGGCGAGCCCAGCCCCCGGCAGCGCUGCAGGAGCGGAGCCGCUGCCUGGAGAGCGCCUGGCAGGGAAUUCCCUACGUGCUGGCCUGGCUGCUGCCGGCGCUGACGCUCCUGGCUCAGCUGCUCGCCCGCGGCUCCUCCGCCGCCGACAUCGUGCCCGUGGUGCCCUGGCACGGCCGCGGCUCCAACGACACCUUCGGCCUUUACUGCUCCAGCUGCCUCCUCCUGAUCCGCCCGAACCGCGACAUCUGCUCCCAGUCCGGCGGGGGAACGAACGUGGGGGAGAAAAUCAUCUUCCUGCUGUACGUGCUGCUGGUGCUCGGCGGCUGCUCGCUCCUGUACCGGCGGGUGCGGCGCCGCUGCCGGGGGAACGCGGCGCUGCCGCUGCUCGGGCUGGACACGGACACGGACCGAGGCUUCGGGGGCGGGAGCGGCCGCAGCGUCAGCAGAGCCUCGCUGCACUUCCAGCUGGUUUUCCUGCUCUGCUGGACGCCAGGCAAGGCCGGGGGCUGUUCCCAGCUCCCCCAGCCCUGCAGAGUCACACUGGGGGAGUCCCAAAGUCCCCCAGCCCUGUAGGGUCACAUAGGGGGUGUCCCAAAGUCCCCCAGCCCUGCAGAGUCACAUAGGGGGUGUCCCCAAAGCUCUGAGCACUGCAGAGUCACAUUGAGGG